Messenger RNA from Phaeodactylum tricornutum CCAP 1055/1, 1201 nucleotides. RefSeq lists its product with no specific name. NCBI's taxonomy places the organism in Eukaryota, Bacillariophyta, Bacillariophyceae, Surirellales, Neidiaceae. The record is from RefSeq and is a predicted model, not a curated record. The coding region runs from base 266 to 1201 and encodes 311 amino acids. The transcript is spliced from 4 exons. Gene Ontology annotation, molecular function: pantoate-beta-alanine ligase activity. Gene Ontology annotation, biological process: pantothenate biosynthetic process.
CCUAUUUGCGUGUUACACGUGAGUAGUACCCACGACAACGUGAUUGAAGUUUGGUGUACCAGAGAGAGAGAGAGAGACCCUCAUUGUACCAAAGUUCUCUCGGGAAUCUUCCGAAACAACGUUGGACGCCCCUCGGAUCGCACGGUGAUCGUUGGAAGAGGAGGGGGUUGUCGGGAGCGAGCGAGACAGAGAGCCAGCCAUCGACCGAGACACAACAUAUCACACACACACACACAUAUAUAUAUAUAUAAACUCGCACACGGCAAUGGCGACGGCAAUAACGAGUCGUUCGGGACACGUCGGCAAGCUGGCCUUGCACCGAACGAUUGCCAGUUUCCGCGACUGGCGACGAGCCGUGGGCUUGUCGCGGCCCGAUACCACCAUUGGCUUGGUACCCACCAUGGGAGCCCUACACGAAGGUCAUUUGGCGUUGGUCCGUCAAGCACGACGCGACAAUGACGUGGUGGUUGCGUCUAUCUUUGUCAAUCCCGCUCAGUUUGGACCGCACGAAGAUCUCGAACGCUAUCCUCGACAACUCGCACAAGAUUCCCGCGUACUGGCGGACUUGGGAGUGGAUCACGUCUUGGCCCCCGAUGCCGACAUGGUGUACGGUCAACAUCACACUACCUACAUUGACCCACAGGCAAGUUUGCGGAAAACGGCCGAAGGUCAAUCCCGCCCGGGCCAUUUCCGGGGCGUGGCCACCAUUGUCACGAAACUCUUCAACAUUGUCCAACCCACCAACGCCUACUUUGGUCAGAAGGACGCCGCUCAGUGUGUACUGAUACGCCGCGUCACGGAGGACCUCAAUUUGGACGUGACCGUGCACGUCCUCGAUACGGUCCGCGACGCGGACGGUCUCGCCCUUUCCUCCCGCAACGCCUACCUGACGGAAUCCGAACGUCGGGCCGCGCCGGUCGUCUACCAAGCCCUGACCAACGCACGCAGUCUCUUUCAGCAACUCGAAAACGAUGACGACGACGGUGGUCGAGAGAACCCGUGUAUCGACCGGGACGCCCUCGUACACGUCGUACGAGCCACGUUGGCGGCUGAACCGUUGGUAUCCGAAAUACAGUACGUGGCAGUGGACUGUAAGGCGACGCUACAACCACUCGAACACGUACAUCUAAAACAAGGAGCCGUUCUAUCCCUGGCGUGCAAAAUCGGCAACGUACGCCUCAUUGACAACAUUAUCUUAUAA